Messenger RNA from Scatophagus argus, 6649 nucleotides. RefSeq names its product protein tyrosine phosphatase receptor type A (gene ptpra). The transcript has 22 exons. The record is from RefSeq and is a predicted model, not a curated record. Gene Ontology annotation, molecular function: protein tyrosine phosphatase activity. Gene Ontology annotation, biological process: protein dephosphorylation. Lineage: Eukaryota; Metazoa; Chordata; Actinopteri; Scatophagidae. The coding region runs from base 510 to 3029 and encodes 839 amino acids.
GUUCGGCCAGCAGGUGUCGCUGCGGGCUAUGGAGAAACAGUGGAGAAGAGACUGGGCCUGGCCUGGGAAUUUACUGUUCGCUUCCCAUUCUUCCUAUGCAGACAGAGACACAACAUGGCGGACUAGAAUAGUCGGCCGACGAGCCCGGAUACAGCGGAUAAACCGUGGGAUUUAACGCCGAGGAAGGCCAAGAAAGUACGAUACGAUAGGGCGAGUAAAGGAUUUUUUCGUGGAUUGCCGACCUUUUCUUGGAUUUAGCAGACAAACUGACCGCGAAGUGUUGGCUGUGUGUCCCAGAUCGUGCUUCCCUCCUCUGCUAUCACCCAGGUCCCCCCACCCCGCUCACACUCUCGGUUCCUGGGGUGUGGAGACAGGGACCGGGGUUGAAAAACGUGGAAGAUAAAGACAGGAUAAAUCCCUGCUUGGUAUCCCCCCCCACCCCCCUCCUUCCCCGGGUUUCCACUGGGUACUACAGGAGUUGUGGACCACGCUGUGCGAAUGAGUGAUUGAUGCCAACUUCGCUUCUUCAGGGCAGAAUGGGUGUGUGUGUCCUGCUCCUGCUGCUCGGUUUAGCCCUCGGGGCCUCAGCCCAGGAUCAUGCCCCCAUCACAAACCCUCCAAAUGUCACUGCCAAGCCUACACACCCCCCCGCCGCACCCUCCCUCAAUUUUACAGUCGCACGCACACAAGCGCCCACAGGCCCACCCACGACGCUCGCCCCCACAGUCAUCCCGAUGACGACAAUGACAACAACAACUACAACCACAAGCCCAGCUGGUGAGGAGGAUGUACAACUGGCAGGUCCCAAUGCCACCAAGCGGUUGUUACCAGUCCCCCCACCGCCACCUCCAACCGAUGCCCCUCAGGCACCACGGAGCACCGAGCUUCCUCCUGCUCCCACCCCGGCAGGAGGAGACAGCAGGACCACAGCUUUUGCUCCAGGCACCCCGACUCCAGAGACUUACAUUGAUGAAGAUACAGUCACUGUGGAGACAGAGACCACCACAGAACCUGGGAUUGACUUCACCUCAGACACCAGCCCACAUGACAACAACCAGUCUGAUGACAUGCCAAUCAUCGCAGUCAUGGUGGCCUUGUCUUCUCUGCUUGUCAUCAUUUUUAUCAUCAUCAUCCUCUACAUGCUCAGGUUCAAAAAGUACAAGCAGGCGGGAAGCCAUUCAAACUCCUUCAGGCUGACCAAUGGUAGAUCAGAUGACGCAGAAUUCCAGACUGUCCCGCUAUUGGCCCGUUCACCCAGCACAAACAGGAAGUACCCGCCGCUUCCCGUCGACAAGCUCGAGGAAGAAAUGAACCGCCGCAUGGCUGAUGACAACAAGCUCUUCAGGGAGGAGUUUAAUGCACUGCCUGUCUGUCCCAUCCAGGCAUCAUGUGAUGCUGCAUCCAAGGAAGAAAAUAAAGAAAAGAACAGAUAUGUCAACAUCCUGCCAUACGAUCACUCCAGGGUUCAUCUGUCACCUCUGGAGGGAGUCCCCGACUCUGACUUCAUCAACGCUUCCUUUAUAAAUGGUUUCCAAGACAAGAAUAAGUUUAUUGCAGCUCAAGGGCCAAAGGAGGAAACUGUAAAUGACUUCUGGCGGAUGAUCUGGGAGCGGAACACAGUCACUAUUGUCAUGGUGACCAAUCUGAAGGAGAGAAAAGAGUGCAAGUGUGCCCAGUACUGGCCGGACCAGGGCUGUUGGACAUAUGGGAACAUACGUGUGUCUGUAGAAGACACAAUGGUUUUGGUGGACUACACCAUCCGCAAGUUUUGCAUCCAACAGGUGGGAGACAUGUCCGGGAAGAAGCCUCAGAGGCUCGUCACCCAGUUCCACUUCACCAGCUGGCCGGACUUCGGGGUGCCCUUCACCCCUAUUGGGAUGCUGAAGUUCCUCAAGAAAGUCAAGAAUUACAACCCCUUUUAUGCUGGGCCCAUUGUGGUCCAUUGUAGUGCGGGGGUGGGGAGGACAGGUACCUUCAUCGUGAUCGAUGCCAUGUUGGACAUGAUGAUAGCAGAGAGGAGGGUGGACGUGUUUGGCUUUGUCACCAGGAUCAGAGCCCAGCGUUGUCAGAUGGUCCAGACUGAUAUGCAGUACGUAUUCAUCUUCCAGGCAUUGUUAGAGCACUACCUGUAUGGAGACACAGAGUUGGAGGUGACCUCACUGGAGUCCCACCUGGCCAAACUUUACGCCCCCUCACCUGGAGCUGGCUGCAGUGGUUUGGAGGCUGAAUUCAAGAAAUUGACAUCCAUCAAGAUUCAGAAUGACAAAAUGAGAACGGGCAACUUGCCUGCCAACAUGAAGAAGAACAGAGUCCUUCAGAUCAUUCCAUAUGAGUUCAACAGAGUGAUCAUUCCAGUCAAACGAGGAGAGGAGAACACCGACUACGUCAAUGCCUCUUUCAUCGAUGGCUACCGUCAGAAGGACUCGUACAUAGCGAGCCAGGGUCCCCUGCAGCACACCAUAGAGGACUUCUGGAGGAUGAUCUGGGAGUGGAGGAGCUGCUCCAUAGUCAUGCUCACCGAGCUAGAAGAGAGAGGGCAGGAAAAGUGUGCUCAGUACUGGCCCAGUGAUGGAACAGUGGUCUAUGGGGAUAUCUCCAUUGAGAUUAAAAGGGAGGAGGAGAGUGAGAGCUACACAGUACGUGACCUCCUCGUCACCAACAACAGGGAGAACAAGGCUCGAGCCGUGCGUCAGUUCCAUUUCCACGGCUGGCCAGAGGUGGGCAUCCCCACUGACGGUAAGGGCAUGAUCAACAUAAUCGCUGCGGUACAGAAACAACAGCAGCAGUCUGGCAACCACCCCAUCACGGUGCACUGCAGUGCUGGUGCCGGCCGGACGGGGACUUUCUGUGCAUUGAGUACAGUCCUGGAGAGGGUGAAAGCAGAGGGUAUCCUGGAUGUCUUCCAGACAGUCAAGAGCCUGAGACUGCAGAGACCCCACAUGGUGCAGACACUGGAGCAGUACGAGUUCUGCUACAAAGUGGUCCAGGAGUAUAUUGAUGCCUUUUCCGACUACGCCAACUUCAAGUAGGGACCUGCCAUGGAUGGAUGAAUGGAUGGAUGGCCAGAACACGCACACACACACACACACACACACACACACACACACACAUAUUACCAUGCAGAAAGCUCCAUAGUCCCAUCUGAUGGAUUUCUUUUUUCUUUAAAAAAAAAAAAAAGAGACUCAUCAAACAACUUGACCUGUGGAUGGGAUCAACUGCCCAGACGAAAAGGGAACGGAGGCCUUGGCCCAAAGGACAGGGCAGUGCAGUCGGACAGAUAAAAUAACUGAGAUGCCUUCUUGAAUAUUUUUUGUAAUAUUGGUCUUGUUAAUAUAGUCCUUCACCCCCAACCCUGCCCCUCCCCCAUAUGUAUAUAUACUUACUGUGUUGCAUCUUAUUACUUUGAUUUCAGACACAGUUUUGAGUUUGGCUGCAUUUUCGGGUGGCACCUGUAAUGUAUUUUAUUAGUAUAUAUAUAUAUUAUAUAAAUAUAUAUGAAUAUAAAUCUUUGGAGACUCAUGUAAAAACAACAAAAAAAAAUCCAGAGUCCAGUUACGAUGUUUGGAUUUGUUUCUUUCUUCUUUUUUUUUACUUUUUAGGGACAGAGGAUUAACACGUUUUUGGCUUUGCUAGGGCCGCGCCGUAGCAACAUGUGUGGUAGCAGAAUCCUUGCAGACAAAACAAUAAUACUAGACAUUCAUGCAGCACACACACCACGAGCACAGCCAUUUAGUUCCAUCUGUGGGGCCAAUUACUAAAUCUCUCCCCUUUGAGUCUCACGUUUGGAGAUCAGAUUCUCUGUGAUGUAGCUCAUAGGCUCAGGUUGACACGUGCACGCACACACAUAAACAUACACGCUAAGUUCCAGGAGCCAUUCAUAUUUUUGUGCAUCUGUUUGUGUAUGUGUGUGUGUGUGUGUUUGUAAGAAGUGGAGCAUAAGCUGGCAGAGAAGACGGUGUGUUUUCACAUCACUGUGUGUUGUCCAAAGAGUGCCAAAGUCCUUCACUCAUUUGGUUAUGCAGCUCUGGAGCCUGAGACUCUGCGAAUCAUGUUUAGAUACUCACUACAAGAAAGCAUUUCUGUUUCACUGUUUCAUUUUCUGCGGCCAACACAUUUCUUGAACCAGAUCAUUUUUAUUUACCAUAUACAGAAAUUUAAGGAGAAUUGGUCAAACUUGAAUCUAAAAUCUUUUUGAUUUUAUUUUAACAUCUGUUAUGAGAUAAACAUGCUGUGGAUGUUGAAUACAUUGACAAGCUAAAUCACAAACAACACAGGUUACUCCAUUAUUACAUCAUAGAAACCCAGCAUAUUUUGUUUGUUUACAGACACGUCAGUAUUUCUUGUGGAUUUUAUUGAGCAUUUCUGUAUGUGUUUCCUUCAAGUCUGCCUGAAUUAACUGUCAUGUCAUUUCAUAUAUAUAUAUUUUUUAUAUCAGCCUCACAUCACUCCGCUGUACUGUCACUCCUUUAAAGAAUGAUGCCCUUUUAUUUCCCACCACGAACACUGAUGCAGAAGAAUGUUUUUUAUUCGAAUGCUGUUGCUAACAUACUCCUCAAAAUGGAUGCGUUGUUACUUUAAUAGUGGAGGUGUGCCAUGCAAUGUUUGCUAUGAUUUUUUUUUUUUUAACGACUGCAGCUCAGACUUGAACUAGUGUUUUAUGGGGUUUUUUUGUUUUGUUUUGUUUUUGUUUUUUACUUUUACGUCGGUCCAAAUUUCUGAAAUGACUGAUACCAGGAUUGUUUAAAUGUACAGACUUAACAAAUUCAGCUUGAGUUCAUCUCCAUUGAAAAGCUUUUAACUCCCACCAGAGGACUAUUGAGAGCUUCACCUGCAUUUUAACAGAUUUUACCGUGAUAUUGGAAAUUUUUAGGUUGUUUCCAAGUUUUAAAUCUUUUUUGUUUUUAAUUUUAAAACGGCCCCAAACUUGUACAUUAUUUACAUCACGCUAAUACCUUAUACUAACACUGUCACAUGUUAUUACUUUUAUUAAAAGAAGGAGCACAAUCAAAUAUAAUUUAUUGAUAGUAGACAUCAUUAAAAGAACAUGCUGAACAUUCAGGAAGGGUGAUUGUGUCAAUGUUUAUUGUUCGAACACUCAUGCACUAUUUGCACCAAAAGCAAAGCCCUUAAAAAUACAGAACCAAAUAAGAGAUGAGGUCAGAAUGAUAAUAUGGCCUUUGAUAUUGGCAUAUGUUAACUGUAUCUGAACUCUUGAGAAACUCUUUCGGGUCUGAAAAGCCUUCUGUAAGGUCCCUGUAGUGACCUAAAGUAGCAGAUAUUUUAAUUGACCACUCACUGAAACUUUUCCAGCAUCAUUAUCAUCAUUUCAGGUCUUCUUUUGUUCCAAAGCAUCACAAAGUGCCCGCACUCUUAUUUAGGUGCCAUUGUGUUCUUCGUGUAUUUACUUCAUCACUUAUUGGGUCUUUAAUCAAUAGAAGGGGGUAGUUUUUUUAUUUUGCUGUUCUGUCUUUGUUUUUACGAUGACAUGGGUUUAUUGUGUGUGUUUGGAUCAUGUGACCACUUUGUCUCAUUGCAGUUUGACAGCAAAACACGACACUGUGCCAACCCACGAGACCCACUAUUUUGCUAUUAAAGUGAAUUUUAAAAAGUGCCUCACUGGACGGUUUUCAAAAAGAAACUUAAAUUACCCAACUUAACAUGCAGCAUGUGAUGGAACCUUUGCGUUUUCCCCAACUCACUAGUAUUUACUGAAUGAUCACAAAUGGGCCGAUGACAACCCUCUUCAAUCAACGGGGCCAAAACCAAGACUGGGUCGGCCAUCUGUCCUUUCACAUUCCCUCUAGUCGUGUGUAAUAGAUUCCUUGAUUUUGCAGAUCAAAAUGAUCAUUGAGGUCACUUUUUAAUUAAAUUCCAUCUUUGGAUUUAAUGGCUUCAUUUCAUUCCAUAUCACUUAAAUGUGGGAUCCGUGACAAUUAAUCAUGGGUACCCGAAUCUUCAACCAAAAUUCAUACAUUCAUACAUUAAAUGCAGUUGCAUCUCUGACUCAUUGUUACCAAGGGAAACGAGGUGUCGCUGUUUGACAUUGCUUUGUACCUGAAGCUUCGCCCUAAUGGGGCAUUUUGAAUGCCCCAGAGAAUCAAAAAGUACAUCUUCAUUAUGAGAUUGUUCAACUGGUGGAAGACUAGUGUCCAACUUUGCUCUCUUUCUCGCCAUCUUUGUAUGUCCCUUGUGUCUCCUUUCGUACUCCAGUCACUGCUGGCCACUUACAUCUUCCUUUCCCUCUUUCGCUUUGUCCUUUGGGACAUUUUUUCCCAGUAGUCACUGCCCACUCUUCUUUUGUACAUAAUGUAAGGUUAUUUAUAUUUUAUUCCUGUCUGCUACCUUUCUUUAUUUUAUCCCCCCCUUUUCUUUCUUCUUCUUUUUAAAAGAUGUAUAUUGAACUGUAUCGGGACCAUUUUGAAAUGUAUUAGAGAUGUUUUGUUUUUGGCCAUUUUUAAUUUGGUAUAAUUGUCUUAAGCAAAUUCUAUUUUUUAAUUUGCCUAUGUUUGUCUCUAGUGUUUUGUUAUUCAACAUUUGAAUAUAUGUAUAUAUAAUUAUAUAUAUGAUGAAAUUAUAUAUAAUUAUAUAAUGCCAAAUGGCCUUUCUAAGCAAGAUACUGUUCAAACCUAAUAAAGUGCUUGAGAUUUUA